This is a messenger RNA of Notolabrus celidotus (New Zealand spotty), 1294 nucleotides long. Its product is annotated as homeobox protein SEBOX-like. Gene Ontology annotation, molecular function: DNA binding. Bases 1 to 1086 code for a protein of 361 amino acids. The record is from RefSeq and is a predicted model, not a curated record. The transcript is spliced from 3 exons. Lineage: Eukaryota; Metazoa; Chordata; Actinopteri; Labriformes; Labridae.
AUGACUCUAUUCAUGGACCCAGACUUCUCUGUACUCAAACAGAACCAGCAGAGAGACGUGAUGGACUUUAAGAACAUGUUUGGAGAACAGGAGCAGAGUAAAGGUGAGCUGGGUUUUAUUUUGACGGUUUCACUUCCCUUCGUGUUUCCCGCCACAGACUCCCGCGCUGAGGGCUCGGUGUCCUCCCCGGAGCCGGACCGGGUUCCCGGCGGGUCCAUGGAGGGCCAGAGGAAAAGGAAGAGGACCAUCUUCAGCCGGGCCCAGCUGUCCGAGCUGGAGCAGGCCUUCGCUGUGACUCCUUACCCGGACAUCACGCUGAGGGAGAGGCUGGCUGCUCACACACACCUGCCCGAGAGCAAGAUCCAGGUUUGGUUUCAAAACAGAAGAGCCAGAAGCAUCAAGACCGGGAGACUCCCCAAGUCCACCAAACCAGUUCUAACAGGUCGAGCAGUUGUGGAUCCGUCUUCUGGUCCCGUCAGCUCUGCCUUCUUUACCUCCUCCUCCCUGGCGGAGAUCUUCAGACCUGAGCAGACCCACACCUGUGAGGAAGUCCCUCAGAUGUAUUCAGACUGGAUCCAAAUCUACAGCAACCCUGUUUCAUCCCCUCCACCCUCCUCCUCCUCCCUCCACCAGCAGCCACUAUCCGGCUCCACCAAACCUCCAGAAUCCCGUCUCUGGGAGGAGGACCACCUCCACCACCACCAUCAGACACUGGGUCCAGCUCUCCCAGGUUUCCUCCCCGGUUCUUUCCCUCAGUCCGUCAGCAGGCAGCACCCCCACCCCGCCUCCACCCGCGCCUCCUACCAGGCCUUCAGGAACUUCAAGCCCCAGACUGUGGCUCCGUCUGGGGCUCAUCAGGCUGUGUACGGGGGCGGAGCUGGAGGUGGAGGUCACACGUCUGUAGACCAGGUGGUCCCGUCUCACCCUCAGCAGGUGUACUGGGAGGUCACUCAAGGACAGGGACACCACCACCCACACCCACACCACCACCACCACCACCCUCAAAUGGGACCACAGACCUCCAUGGGCUACAUUUCAGAUCUGAUCUACAACGCUGCCAUCGUCACCAACUUCCUGGAGUUCUGAUGAGUCUGAGCGGAGCUGGAACUCUGUAAACGUUUAUUUAAACCAGGACUGAAGAAGAGGUUUUACUUUGUCCCUCCAACCUUUGUGUCUCAAUGUGUCGUGUUCCUCAAACCUCUUCCUACCGAAGAGUUGUUCCCUGUCGGUGUUCGUCGUGUCAUUUUUCUGCUCUGUUUCUCUGAUCAUUAAAAUAAUUCUUUGGUUCAUUCAA